This is a messenger RNA of Glycine soja, 3752 nucleotides long. RefSeq lists its product as uncharacterized. Gene Ontology annotation, molecular function: transmembrane transporter activity. The record is from RefSeq and is a predicted model, not a curated record. The transcript is spliced from 9 exons. Gene Ontology annotation, cellular component: membrane. NCBI's taxonomy places the organism in Eukaryota, Viridiplantae, Streptophyta, Magnoliopsida, Fabales, Fabaceae. Bases 293 to 3685 code for a protein of 1130 amino acids. Gene Ontology annotation, biological process: transmembrane transport.
AAAAAUGCGUUGUUGUUUUUUCGCUUGUAUUGCCUAUAUAUUGCUGUGGUGGUGGGGAUAAAAAAAUUGCACUGAGAUUUAUUUGGGGUGAAAUAAUGAUAUAUAUUGAGAUAAUAAAUUAACCCAAAAAAUUCUCAGUGAGAAAUUAGGUAUAAUUAACCUUUCCGUAAUUCUCUUUGUUAUUUACAUUUUAAAUGUUACUAACGAGGCCACACUAACAAUGGAUUUCAUCCACCCAUUUCAUUUGUCUAUGUGACACACCAUCAGAAGGUUACACCUUCAAUUUGUAAACAUGAAGCAGGAAAUGGAGAAGAGAAAGGGAGGUAGAAUUGAAGAAAGUGAUGAAGAGAAAUGGGUCCAUGAUGCAUCUGUGGAUUACAAGGGAAGAAUCCCUCUCCGUGCUUCCACGGGUGUAUGGAAAGCUUCGCUUUUUGUCCUUGCAAUUGAAUUUAGUGAAAGGAUAGCCCACUUUGGGAUAUCCAGUAAUCUUAUCAUGUAUCUGACUGAAGUGAUGCAUGAAGACCUAAAGACAGCAACCAAUAAUGCAAACUUGUGGAAAGGAGCAACAACCUUGUUGCCUAUGAUUGGGGGAUUUCUUGGUGAUGCCUACACCGGUCGAUUUCGUAUGGUAGUCUUUUCUUCCCUCGUAUACUUCAAGGGAUUAAGCCUCUUGACCAUGUCUCAAUUCAUUCCAAAUCUAAAACCAUGCAACAAUGAUAUAUGUCAUCAGCCAAGAAAGGUUCAUGAAGUGGUUUUCUUCCUUGCUCUUUACUGUAUCGCCUUGGGAACUGGAGGAUUCAAACCAUGCUUAGAAAGUUUUGGAGGUGAUCAAUUUGAUGGUGACAACCUUGAAGAACGAAAGAAGAAGAUGUCUUUCUUCAACUGGUGGACCUUUACAUUCAGCAUUGCUUUGUUGUUAGCGACAACGGUGGUUGUUUAUGUUCAGGACUUCGUUAGCUGGGGAGUUGCUUAUCUCAUCCUCGCUAUGUUCAUGGCUCUCACUAUCAUUGCUUUCUAUGUGGGGAUACCUUUUUACAGGUACAGAAUGAGGCCAAACGCAAAUCCUUUCAUACCAAUUCUACAAGUCCUAAUUGCAUCCAUAAGGAAAAGGAAUUUGUCUUGUCCUUCAAAUCCUGCUUUAUUAUGUGAAGUCCCAAUGUCAGAGAAUUCCCAAGGAAGGCUUCUAAACCAUACUAGCAGGCUCAGGUUUCUUGACAAGGCUGCAAUAGUUGAAGAAAAGUAUAUUGAGAAGAAAGCUGGCCCAUGGAGAUUAGCAACAGUGACAAGAGUGGAGGAGACAAAGCUUAUUCUAAACGUUGUUCCGAUAUGGCUAACUUCAUUAAUGAUUGGUGUAUGCAUAGCACAAGGUUCGACACUCUUUGUCAAACAAGCAGCUGCUAUGAACUUAAAGAUAAGCGACAACUUCAAAAUUCCACCAGCUUCCAUGGCGUCCCUUUCAGCCUUUGGCACCAUAAUAUCUGUCCCAAUAUAUGAUAGAAUUAUUGUUCCAAUUCUAAGGAAAGUCAGAGGUAACGAAAGAGGCAUCAGCAUCCUUGGGAGGAUUGGCAUUGGCUUAAUAUUCUUAGUCAUACUCAUGGUUGUUGCUGCCUUAGUAGAAAAUAUGAGAUUAAGAAUGCCUGGUCAUGAGACAAUGAGUGUGAUGUGGUUGAUACCCCAAUACUUGAUCCUUGGCAUUGGAAAUUCAUUUUAUCUAAUUGCUUUGCAAGAGUAUUUCUAUGAUGAAGUUCCUGACUCAAUGAGAAGCGUAGGAAUGGCUUUGUAUCUUAGUGUGAUUGGAAUAGGAUUCUUCUUAAGCAGCUUUCUAAUAAUAAUUGUGGACCAUGUCACAGGGAAGAAUGGCAAAGGUUGGAUUGCCAAGGAUGUAAACUCAAGUCGUCUAGAUAAGUUUUAUUGGAUGUUGGCUGUCAUAAGGGUGCGAUGUAUGGAUGGAAAGAAAUGGGUGCAUGAUGCAUCUGUGGAUUAUAAGGGCAGAGUUCCUCUCCGUGCUUCCACAGGUGUAUGGAAAGCGUCGCUUUUUGUCCUUGCAAUUGAAUUUAGUGAAAGGAUAUGCCACUUUGGGAUAGCCACUAAUCUUAUCAUGUACCUGACUAAAGUAAUGCAUGAAGAUCUCAAAACAGCGACCAAGAAUGUAAACUACUGGGUAGGAGCAACAACUUUGAUGCCUCUAAUUGGAGGAUUUGUUGCUGAUGCCUACACUGGUCGAUUUCGUAUGGUCCUCUUUUCUUCCCUCUUAUACCUCAAGGGAUUAAGCCUCUUGACCAUGUCUCAAUUCAUUCCAAGUCUAAAACCAUGCAACAAUGAGAUAUGCCAUUGGCCAAGGAAGGUUCAUGAAGUGGUUUUCUUCCUUGCCCUUUACUGUGUCGCCUUGGGAACUGGAGGAUUCAAACCGUGCUUACAAAGCUUUGGAGCAGAUCAAUUUGAUGAUGACCACCUUGAAGAAAGGAAGAAGAAGAUGUCAUUCUUCAACUGGUGGAAUUUUACACUUUGCAUGGCAAUGCUGCUUGGGGCAACAGUGAUUGUUUAUGUUCAAGACUUUGUCAGCUGGGGAGUAUCUUAUCUCAUCCUCAGCAUGUUCAUGGCUCUCACUAUCAUUGCUUUCUAUGAGGGGAAGCGUUUUUACAGGUACAGGAGCACAGAAGGUAACCCUUUCAUGCUAAUUCUACAAGUACUAAUUGCAGCAAUAAGGAAAAGCAACUUGUCCUGUCCUUCAAAUCCCGAUUCAUUGUAUGAAUUCCCAAAGUCAGAGAAGUCACAAGGAAGGCUUCUAAGCCAUACUUGCAGGCUCAGGUUUCUUGACAAGGCGGAAAUAGUUGAAGGGAAGUAUACUGAGCAUAGAGACCAGAAUCCAUGGAGAUUAGCAACAGUGACAAGAGUGGAGGAGACAAAGCUUAUUCUGAAUGUUAUUCCCAUAUGGCUAACUUCAUUAAUAAUUGGUGUAUGUAUAGCGCAAGGCUCGACACUCUUUGUCAAUCAAGCAGCUGCUAUGAACUUAAAGAUAAGCAACAGCUUCAAAAUCCCACCAGCUUCCAUGACAUCUGUUUCAGCUAUUAGCCCAAUAAUAGCUAUCCCAAUAUAUGAUAAGAUUAUAGUUCCAAUUAUGAGGAAAGUCAAAGGUAACGAAAGGGGCAUCAGCGUCCUUUGGAGGGUUGGCAUUGGCUUAGCAUUCUUAGUCAUAGCCAUGGUGGUUGCUGCCUUAGUAGAAACAAAGAGAUUAAGAAUGGUUGAACAUGAUGAAGUGAUAACAGUAGGGGGGACUAGGCAUGAGACAAUGAGUGUGUUGUGGUUGAUACCCCAAUACUUGAUCCUUGGAAUUGGAGCAGAUUCAUUGUCUCUAAUUGGUUUGCAAGAGUAUUUCUAUGACCAAGUUCCUGACUCAGUGAGAAGCUUAGGAGUGGGUUUGUAUCUUAGUGUGGUUGGAGUAGGAUUCUUCUUAAGCAGUUUUCUGAUCAUCACUGUGGAUCAUGUCACGGGGAAGAAUGGAAAAAGUUGGAUUGCGAAGGAUAUAAAUUCAAGUCGUCUAGAUAAAUUUUAUUGGAUGUUGGCUGUCAUAAAUGCUUUCAAUUUGUGUUUCUUUCUAUUCUUGGCAAAGGGGUACACUUAUAAAACCGUGCAAAGGAAAACUAGGGAAAAUUGUAGUGAUGGGGUGGAGACAAUGGAAUCAUGAGAGGGAAAAAGGUGUACCUCACUUGCUAUAUUUUCUACUGAUUCAUAGUUGUUCCCCUUAUAUUUAC